This is a messenger RNA of Callorhinchus milii (elephant shark), 2107 nucleotides long. It is a transcript of the gene sufu, whose product is annotated as suppressor of fused homolog (Drosophila). The record is from RefSeq and is a predicted model, not a curated record. Gene Ontology annotation, molecular function: transcription factor binding. Gene Ontology annotation, cellular component: nucleus; cytoplasm. Lineage: Eukaryota; Metazoa; Chordata; Chondrichthyes; Chimaeriformes; Callorhinchidae.
GUUGGGAGGACCAGAUCCACUAGACUACAUCAGCAUGUACAGAAAUCCGGGGAACACCACACAAGAUGUUCCAGAGCAUUGGCAUUAUGUCAGCUUUGGUCUGAGUGACUUGUAUGGGGAUAAUCGAGUGCACGAGUUUACUGGCCUGGAAGGUCCUAGUGGCUUUGGCUUUGAGCUGACCUUCCGAUUACGUCGAGAAGCUGGAGAAACAGCACCACCAACUUGGCCUGCUGAGCUGAUGCAGGGACUGGCCCGAUACGUCUUCCAGUCAGAGAAUACGUUAUGCAGUGGUGAUCACGUUUCGUGGCACAGCCCCUUGGACAACAGCGAGUCCAGAAUACAGCACAUGUUGCUGACCGAGGACCCACAACUGCAGCCUGUCCACACUCCAUUUGGAACAGUCGCAUUCCUCCAGAUUGUUGGCGUCUGCACAGAAGAACUUCAAGCAGCGCAACAGUGGAAUGGGCAAGGGAUCCUGGAGCUCUUGCGGACAGUCCCUGUAGCAGGCGGCCAUUGGCUAAUCACGGAUAUGAGGAGAGGGGAGACGAUAUUUGAAAGCGAUCCACAUUUACAGGAAAGAGUGGACAAAGGCAUCGAGACUGACGGGUCUAACCUGAGUGGUGUGAGCGCCAAGUGUGCCUGGGAGGACCUGAGCCACCCCCCCGAGGAUGAGGACGACAGCAGGAGUAUAUACCUCGAGAUGCAGCCUCGUCGCUUGUCGGAUAAAGACACGGAGCAAAUCCGAGAGGUCUUGCGCAGAGGCCUUGAAAUGAACACCAAACCAGUUUUACCACCGAUCAGUUCUCAGAAACCACAGCAACACAACGGAAUGAACCACGACCGGGCACAACAAGUGCAAUCAGUGGGCCAUUUCCAGAGCAAGCAGACUGAAAGGAAUAGGAAAGACAGUUUGGAGAGUGAAAGUUCAGCCGCAAUUGUUCCCCACGAAUUGAUCCGCACGCGACAGCUGGAGAGCGUCCAUCUCAAAUUCAACCAGGAGUCUGGGACACUUAUUCCCCUCUCGCUCAGAGGGAGAUUGCUACACGGAAGGCACUUUACGUACAAAAGCAUCACAGGAGACACAGCGAUCACAUUUGUUUCUACUGGAGUCGAAGGAGCUUUUGCUACAGAGGAGCAUCCCUACGCAGCUCAUGGUCCCUGGCUACAGAUCCUGCUGACUGAGGAGCUGGUGGAAAGGAUGUUGGAGGAUUUAGAAGGCCUGACCUCUCCAGAAGAACUGAAACUGCCAAAGGAGUAUAACUGGCCCGAGAAAAAACUGAGAAUCACUAUUGUACCCGAAUCGGCAUUCGAGAGCCCUCUGCAGUAACACGUUGACAGUCCCGCUGCUGUGUGGCAUCUUGUAAAGCUCACCAAGCUGAAUUUGCAGUAGCACACUUGUGUUUUUAUAUAGGAAGGAUAACUGUGUAGCCAUUGCAAAAUGAAAGGCAGUUGUUUUUAAAAGCAAAAAAACACAGGAAAUCCAUUCCAAUUAAACUGGAGACUGUGUUGAUUGUUCCUCUUAUUUUAGCUCACUGUGUAACUAGUACCUUAAUGACAACCGUGUGGGGAGAGAAGACCUGUCGCCCAUAUUAUCAGGGUUUCUUGUAGCUGUGACCAUGCUUGCUGUAUCCGUCAACUCCACUGCUGACUCCAGCACUAAACUACAAGCCAGUGAAUGUGCAGAUCAGGACAGAGAUGAGUUGCAUUUGCAGGAAACUUAUUUUGUAUUAGUCCUGACUGACUAGUUUUGUACUUUUAUAUCUUUUUCAUCAGAAAAUUGAAUUUUUAAAUGAAUUAAUCAAAGUGGGAGAGUGUGGCGGAGGAAGGAGAUAAGAGGUUCAGGUCUUGUGGCGAGUUUAACUUUUUCUGGUUGGUGAUACAUUGAUUGUAUCAUCGUGUUAUUUCCACUUGUUUUGCUAUGUUGUACACCACAGUCAUUUUCAAAUGUUAAUUUUGCGUAAUUACUUAGUCUUUAGAAAUGUAAUCUAAAUUAUUUUGUUUAUUUUCUCUCUCCUUUCUCCACCCACUCUACAUGUUUAAAAUCCACAUGUUUAAAAUAACUUUCUGGUAAGCUUACAUUGGCUUAGUUGUUUGUCCCCCCCCCCCC